Alternaria postmessia is the source of this 915-nucleotide messenger RNA. RefSeq lists its product as uncharacterized. The record is from RefSeq and is a predicted model, not a curated record. Bases 1 to 915 code for a protein of 304 amino acids. NCBI's taxonomy places the organism in Eukaryota, Fungi, Ascomycota, Dothideomycetes, Pleosporales, Pleosporaceae. The transcript has a single exon.
AUGCGCGUAAUUAUUUUCGGUGCAUCUGGUGUCCAGGGGCGACAUCAAGUUCACGUCCUGGCCCGAGCAGGUCACUCAGUUGUCGCCGUAAGCCGCAACCCCAAACCCGUUCUGGUGGACGAGAAUUCCGUGGAGACAUUUGCUGCAGAUUUCGCCGACCGAGAUGCCAUUGCAAAAGUGCUCCAGGGCGCCGACAGAGUCUUUCUCAACCUCCCGUCUACAUCCUUCAACCAAUCAGAGCCCAUCAUUGCUGCAGCCAGAUACAUCGGGGAAGCCGCGAAGAAUGCCAAAGUUCCGCUGAUUCUUUUCAACACGAGUAUGCCAGUAGCCAAAAAACCCCAAGGCAUUGUAGCACAGGACGACCGAAGGGAAAUGAGAAGGUUGUUGCGGGAGUCAGUACCAACAAUCAGUAUCGAGCCUGUAGUCUACCUCGACAAUUUGCUCGAAGGCUGGGCCCUACCUCCCAUCCGCGACCGCAAUACUGUUGUCUACUGUCACAAACCCGACCUCCGCGUAUCAUGGAUCUGUCACCACGAUGUCGCCCAAAUCAUGAUGGCAGCGAUGGAUCACCCUGAGCUCGCAGGCCGCGACAUCCCUAUCGGCGGUCCUGAGACCGUGAUGUUGUCCCAACUGACUGAGAAGUUAUCGAAAGCCUGGGGCAAGCAGCUGAGUUAUGAGAACCAGACUGUCGCAGACUUCUGCGACAAGAUAGGUAAAGCGAUGCAGGGGCGUGGUCUUGAGACGGAUACAAUUGUGAGCCAGAUGUUCAAGGCGUAUACUUAUUAUAACGAGGCGGAAGACGAGCCGUUCAACGUUGAUAUGAGACCCUUAGUAAAAGAGCUCGGUGUGAAAUUGACGCCGAUCGAGGAGUGGGCGAAAAGAAGGAGUCCAUGGGAUGACAAAGGGUACUACUAG